CUUGGACGUACUCGGCUUACCUGUAUGCCGCUCCGUUGUCCUGGGCACCACUGCCUUGCAUGACCUCCGCCGUGGCGGCGCCAACAUCGCUGCUCCGGCCAGCGGUGAACCCCACCCACGCAGCAGCCAGAGCCUCCGUCCUGGCGCCGAGCAACAGGUCUCACCUUGGCAACCUCGAGCAUCUCUUCCGGAACCGCGGCGCCGUCGAGACCAGCGGGAGUGCUCCCGCGCCUCUGCAGCCGGUGCGGAGGAGGCGACAGGCGCCGCUUCUGCGGCUGCCGUCGUUCCUCAAGCGGGCCAGGGGCGAAACCGCAGCCGGUGAGGAGCAGGUGAACCUGUCACCGCGUCUGUUCCUGCCGGUGCCGCCCGAUGGGCCGUCACCGCGCGGAGACAUCGCGGCGGCGUGGCAGCGGCUGCACGGCGCGGACGGCUGGCGCGGCCUGCUCGACCCCCUGCACCCGGACCUCCGCCGCGAGAUCGUCCGCUACGGGGAGUUCGUCGACGCCGCGUACGGCGCGUUCCUCUCCCGCCCCGACGCCGCGCCGGGCGACGCUGAGGCCGUGCGCGUCCCGCUCCAGGACGCGGCCUACCGCGUCACGGCGCCGCUCUUCGCCACCUCGUCCGUGGGCCUCCCGACCUUGCUCGCGCUCGCCGCGCCGUGCGCCGCGCAGCGCACGAGCCUCGUCGGCUACGUGGCCGUGUGCGAGGACCAAGACGAGGUCCGCCGCAUGGGCCGCCGGGAUAUCGUCAUCGCGCUACGUGGCACCUGCACGGUCCUCGAGUGGGCCGAGAACUUCCGAGCCGGCCUUGUCCCGGCCACCGACGCAGCCGCAGCCUCGACGGGCGAUGCCUCCGCCGCGAAGGUGGAAUGUGGGUUCUGGAACCUCUAUAAGACCGCCGGCGACGGCUCGCCGAGCUUGUCGGAGAUGGUCGUAUCCGAAGUACGCAGGCUACUAAAAAAGUACGAGGGCGAGGAGGUGAGCAUCACGGUAACGGGGCACAGCCUGGGGGCUGCGCUGGCGGUGCUGAUCGCCGACGAGCUCGCUGGCAACGGUGGGGCGCCGACUCCGGUGGCGGUGUUCUCUUUCGGCGGGCCGCGGGUCGGGAACCGCGCGUUCGCGGAGCGCGUGGAGGCACGGGGCGCGCGCGUGCUCCGCGUGGUUAACACGCACGACGUCGUGCCGCACCUCCCGCCACGCCCCGGCGGCCGGUGGUACGCCGACGUCGGCCGCGAGCUCCGCCUGGACAGCCGCGCGUCCCCGUACCUCCGUCCGGACGCGGACGCCGGGUGCUGCCACGACCUGGAGGCGUACAUCCACCUCGUCGAUGGCUUCCUCGGCUCGCACUGCCCCUUCCGCGCCAACGCCAAGCGCAGCAUCCUGCGGCUGCUCAAGAACCAGGGCGCUAACGUGAAGCAGCUCUACAUCAGCAAGGCGGUGGACAUGCGCGUCCGGCUCGACGCUGUUGACAUGCCCGGCUCGCCGCUCGGCCGUCUCAGCGCGCCGCCGAGCCCCGUGCUUGAGUGCGUGCACUGACGACGACGACUGACCGACGUCGGAGGAAAUGUCGGCGAUGGGUGUUAGUUUGGUCGUUUGUUCGCGGCGGGAAAAAGGGGUAGAAUAGUCGGUCUCAGGUUUUACCAAGUAAACAUGAUGAAGCAUUUCUUCGACCAGCGAACACAGAAUCGGUAUGGUACAUGAAGUCAGGAAGAAGACUUGCGCAGCAAAAGAUUUGUAGAUUAAUUGGUAUCAUCCGAUAGCUGUUUUAGUACAAAGUUAUACAGUACUAAUCAGCGAUAUUUAAUAUGGAUCGGAGAAAGUAUGUUUGUCUUGCGUGUGAAAAGGCGAUUCAUUAUAGAUUCCAUGCCAUGAGAUGGGUAAUACUUUCU
Molecule: messenger RNA, 1888 nt
Organism: Lolium rigidum
Lineage: Eukaryota; Viridiplantae; Streptophyta; Magnoliopsida; Poales; Poaceae
Product: phospholipase A1-Ibeta2, chloroplastic-like
Exons: 1
Coding region: 60-1535 (491 amino acids)
Biological process (GO): lipid metabolic process
Molecular function (GO): glycerophospholipase activity
Source: RefSeq, a predicted model, not a curated record